Molecule: messenger RNA, 1676 nt
Organism: Oryza brachyantha (malo sina)
Lineage: Eukaryota; Viridiplantae; Streptophyta; Magnoliopsida; Poales; Poaceae
Product: U1 snRNP-associated protein usp106-like
Exons: 13
Coding region: 147-1391 (414 amino acids)
Biological process (GO): mRNA splice site recognition
Cellular component (GO): U1 snRNP; U2-type prespliceosome
Molecular function (GO): mRNA binding
Source: RefSeq, a predicted model, not a curated record
CUUCCAGGCUCUUCCACCGCCACCGCGACUAAACCAAACCAAACCCCUCCGAGGCGCGAGAGCCAGGCAAAACCCUAGCGAAGGGGAGGGAACCGCCAUCGCCACCGGCACCUCCGGCCGUGCCACGCGCGGCGGGAGCGACGGCCAUGGACGCGAUCCGGAAGCAGCUCGACCAGCUCAUGGGCGCCAACCGCAACGGCGACGUGCGGGAGGUCAGCCGCAAGUACUACGACCGCGACGUCUGCCGCCUCUUCCUCGCGGGACUCUGCCCCCACGACCUGUUCCAGCUCACCAAGAUGGACAUGGGGCCGUGCCCCAAGCUGCACUCGCUGCAGCUGCGUAAGGAAUAUGAAGAAGCCAAGGCCAAAGGUAUGGACAAUUAUGACCGUGAAUUGGAAGAAACUAUAGAAAGACUAAUAUCUGAGUGUGAAAGGAAGAUUCAAAGAGCCCUUAAGCGCCUAGAGGAUGAUGAUGCCAAGGCAGCUAUAGCAAUUUCUGUCACUGAAGUCACACAGAGUAAAGAAGUGCUUGAGUUCUCCAAACAAAUUAAGGAGAAGAUGAAGGAGAUUGAUGCUUUUGAUCUUGAGGGAAACACUGAAGGCAAAAUUCGCGCUACUGAAGAGGUUGACAAGCUAAAGGAACAGAGGGCGGAAGAGCAGGCAAAGCUUCUACUUGAAGCCUUUAAUAAGGACCGUGUCUCAUUAAUGACUUCUCUCCAAACUGCUAAUCAAUCAACUGCACCUGCUGCUGCUCCAGAUGCACGCACACAAGAAAUGAUUGCUGAAAAACUCAAAAAGGCAGAAGAACUAGGUGAGAAUGGAAUGAUCGAUGAAGCUCAAAAACUGUUGGAUGAAGCAGAAGCUCUGAAGAAGCUUGGUGCUCGGCCACAGCCAGUUCCAGAUUCUGCAAAGAUGUCAACUCACGUUCAGAUUACAGAUCAAAAGUUGCGCCUGUGUGAUAUAUGUGGGGCAUUCUUGAGCAUGUAUGACAGUGACCGGCGUUUGGCAGAUCAUUUUGGAGGGAAACUUCAUAUGGGUUAUAUGCUGAUACGUGAGAAGUUGCCUGAACUGCAAGAAGAGAAAAACAAAAGGCGCAAGAUGGACCGAGCUGAAUAUGACAGAAGUAGGUCCAGGGAAAGGAGCCUAGAACGUGACAGAGCAUCUAGCAAGGAUCGCCAUAGAGGAGACCGAGAGAGCAGCCGUGACAGGGAUUAUGGCCAUAGGAGAAGCCAUGAUCGAUACCAUGACAGAGAAAGUAGGCCGGGCAAGGACAGAGAAUCAGGGAGAUCCCGUAGUUAUGAUUCAAGGGGCCAUCGAAGGUCACGAUCCCCUAGGGACAGUUCUAGAGACUAUGACCAAUAUGGGCGUGAUGACCGUCGGCAUCGGCGCUAGACACAGGGCUGAGGGUUUUAACAUGCACUGGAUCCUUUGGUGUUCCAGUUCAGAAGUUCAUAUGGGAUAAAAUGCCAUUGCGGGCGACUAGCUUUGUGACCGGACGAAUAUGCUUCUUUCCUGUAUAUCGAUCUGCGCUGUCACUAAUGAACAUGUACUGCUGUAAUAGCUACAUUAAGUUAGGACUCCAGUUGAGGUUGAUCAUGUACAAGCUCCUACUGUUCUAAACUUGUGGUAUGUCUCAGUUCAUCCCAAUUUAAAUUUAUGUUAUCAUUUCCUUGAGAA